This is a messenger RNA of Esox lucius (northern pike), 2030 nucleotides long. RefSeq names its product t-complex 1 (gene tcp1). Bases 56 to 1732 code for a protein of 558 amino acids. Gene Ontology annotation, cellular component: chaperonin-containing T-complex. The record is from RefSeq and is a predicted model, not a curated record. Gene Ontology annotation, molecular function: ATP hydrolysis activity; ATP binding; ATP-dependent protein folding chaperone. Lineage: Eukaryota; Metazoa; Chordata; Actinopteri; Esociformes; Esocidae. Gene Ontology annotation, biological process: protein folding. The transcript is spliced from 12 exons.
UUUACCCAUAGUUGGUUACCCCGUUUCUUUCUUCUGUCUGUUUAGCUUGUCCAAGAUGUCGUUAAUGGAUGGAGCGUUGAACGUGUUCGGUACGAGAACGACUGGCGAGUCCGUUCGUUCACAAAAUGUCUUGGCUGCUUCAUCUAUUGCCAACAUCGUCAAGAGCUCCCUUGGACCCGUUGGGUUGGAUAAAAUGUUGGUUGAUGACAUUGGGGAUGUGACCAUCACCAACGACGGAGCAACCAUCCUGAAGCUGCUGGAGGUGGAGCACCCUGCAGCCAAGGUUCUGUGUGAACUGGCUGAGCUGCAGGACAAAGAGGUUGGGGAUGGGACCACCUCAGUGGUGAUCAUUGCAGCUGAGUUGCUGAAGAGCGCAGAUGAAUUGGUGAAGCAGAAGAUCCACCCCACAUCAGUCAUCAGUGGAUACCGUCUUGCCUGCAAGGAGGCAGUGCGCUACAUCAAUGAGAAUCUGACCAUCGCAACAGAUGACCUGGGCAAGGAGUGCCUAGUCAAUGCAGCAAAGACCUCCAUGUCCUCCAAGAUUAUUGGAGUUGAUGCAGACUUCUUUGCCAACAUGGUGGUGGAUGCUGCUCUGGCAGUGAAGUUUGUGGAUAAUAAGGGUGUAGCCAGGUUUCCCAUCAACUCCGUCAAUGUGCUAAAAGCCCACGGGCGCAGUCAGAAGGAAAGCUAUCUAGUCAACGGAUACGCUCUCAACUGCACAGUAGGGUCUCAAGGCAUGGUGAAGCGUCUGGUCAACGCCAAGGUGGCCUGUCUGGACUUCAGCCUGCAAAAGACCAAAAUGAAGAUGGGAGUCCAGGUUCUCAUCAACGACCCAGAGAAGCUAGACCAGAUCAGACAGAGGGAGUCUGACAUCACCAAGGAGAGGAUCCAGAAGAUUUUGGCGUCGGGUGCUAAUGUCAUUCUGACCACUGGGGGUAUCGAUGACAUGUGUCUCAAGUACUUUGUGGAUGUGGGAGCCAUGGCUAUUAGGAGGGUCCUCAAGCGGGAUCUCAAACGCAUUGCCAAAGCAACUGGAGCCACCAUAUGUCCAUCCCUGUCUAACCUGGAGGGAGAAGAGACAUUUGAAGUGACCAUGUUGGGCCAGUGUGAGGAGGUGGUGCAGGAGCGAGUAUGUGACGAUGAACUCAUCCUGAUCAAAAACCCCAAGGCCCGGACCUGCGCCUCAAUCAUCCUGCGUGGGGCCAAUGACUUCAUGUGUGAUGAAAUGGAGCGCUCCCUGCAUGAUGCGCUGUGCGUGGUCAAGAGGGUGUUGGAGUCAAAGUCGGUUGUACCAGGUGGUGGUGCUGUGGAAGCAGCCUUGUCCAUCUACCUGGAGAACUAUGCCACUAGCAUGGGUUCCCGUGAGCAGCUAGCCAUAGCAGAGUUUGCCCGCUCCCUGUUGGUCAUCCCCAAGACACUGGCUGUAAACGCAGCUCAGGAUUCCACUGACCUGGUUGCCAAGCUCCGGGCCUUUCACAAUGAGGCCCAGGUCAACCCUGAUCGCAAGAACCUGAAAUGGAUUGGUCUGGACCUGUUGAACGGUAAACCCCGGGACAACAAGCAGGCGGGGGUUUAUGAACCCACCAUGGUGAAGACCAAGAGCCUCAAGUUCGCCACGGAGGCCGCCAUCACCAUCCUCCGUAUCGAUGACCUCAUUAAGUUGUUCCCAGACCAGAAGGAAGGUGGACCUUCUUACCAGGAUGCCGUAGCAUCAGGACAGAUGGAUGGAUAAAUGUUCUGAAUCCAAUACCCGGAUUACUUGGGUUUUUGGAUCCACACUGUGAUUCUGGUCCCCUUGGCUGCCCGUGUCUAUACAUAAUAGCUCUUGGCUGUUCCAUCAGUCUGUAGUAGGCCAUGCACUUCGCUUGUUUACUUUUCCUGUGGUCACAAUAGGGUAGCCUGCAACAUGUAGGAAUAAACCUGAUUGUUGUGAAUGACUGCUUUAAUCUGGUCUGUAUUUUUGUUGCACCUUUCAACAAUGUAUUGUCAUUGCAAAUUAAUAAAUUAUACACCAUUUUGAGAAAGUACAA